CGAUUAUGGAUAUGAACGUCACAGCAAUGGGCAGUGUUUGCCAGCAUUUUGGUAUAACCCAUCUUCCUUAUCGAAAGACUGUAGCCUUGGACAGAGUUAUCUCAACAGUACUGGGUACCGGAAGGUUGUUUCUAAUAACUGCACGGAUGGUGUGAGAGAACGGUACACAGCAAAACCACAGCAAUGUCCUGGCAAAGCCCCUCAGGGCCUUCGCAUAAUCACAUCUGAUGGCAAACUGACAGCCGAACAAGGACACAAUGUCACUUUCCUGGUGCAGCUGGAAGAGGGAGACCUCCAGAGAUCCCUCAUUCAGGUGGAUUUUGGAGAUGGCAUCGCUGUGUCAUAUGCCAAUCUCAGUUCGACAGAAGAUGGGAUCAAGCACAUCUACCAGAAUGUGGGCAUAUUCCGAGUGACUGUGCUGGUGGAAAACAGCCUGGGUUCUGACAAUGCUGUCCUCUACCUGCAUGUAACAUGCCCCUUGGAACAUGUUCACUUAUCUCUACCAUUUGUCACCACAAAGAACAAGGAGGUCAAUGCCACGGCAGUGCUGUGGCCAAGCCAAGCAGGAACGCUUACUUACAUCUGGUGGUUUGGGAACAACACGGAGCCACUGAUCACAUUGGAAGGGAGCAUCACAUUCACAUUUUCUGUGGAGGGGAUGAACACCAUCACUGUUCAGGUCUCAGCAAGAAACACCAUUCUUCAGGACACAAAGACUAUUGCUGUGUAUGAGAAAUUUCAGUCCCUGCGGUUAUCAUUCUCUCCAAACCUGGACGACUACAAUCCAGAUAUCCCAGAGUGGAGGAGGGAUGUCAGUAGAGUAGUCAAGAGAGCUCUGGUGGAGGCAACAGGUAUUUCAAGCAAGCAUAUUCUGGUCGCAGUGCUCCCCGGUCUGCCCACAGCUGCCGAACUCUUCAUUUUACCGUAUCAAGAUGCCACAGGAGAAAAUAAAAGAACAGCAGGAGACCUAGAGCAGAUUUCAGAAACACUGAUCCAGAAACUGAACCAAAACCUCGUCCAUUUUGAGUUGAAGCCAGGACUUCGAAUCCUUGUCCAUGCUGCCCAUUUAACAGCAGCUCCCCUGGUGGACCUCACUCCCAGUCACAGUGGUUCAGCUAUGCUGAUGCUCCUCUCUGUUGUUUUUGUGGGACUAGCCGUGUUUGUAAUCUACAAGUUCAAAAGGAAGAUUCCUGGCCUUAAUAUAUAUGCACAGAUGCAGAAUGAAAAAGAUCAAGAGAUGGUCAGUCCAGUCAGUCAGAGGGAAAACAUACCAAAUGUCCCUCAAAGUGAGCUGAUGAGCCCUGUGCAACUAGUAGAUGAGAAGUUGGAAGUCCAGCCCAUAGGAAGUAUUUCCACAGCUGCUGAGCCCCAGAGCACAAAAGAAAUCCCUACCUAUGUAAAUGGUUGA
Messenger RNA from Pterocles gutturalis (yellow-throated sandgrouse), 1408 nucleotides. RefSeq names its product VPS10 domain-containing receptor SorCS1-like. The record is from RefSeq and is a predicted model, not a curated record. The transcript has 11 exons. Lineage: Eukaryota; Metazoa; Chordata; Aves; Pterocliformes; Pteroclidae. The annotation marks the transcript as partial. Gene Ontology annotation, biological process: post-Golgi vesicle-mediated transport. Gene Ontology annotation, cellular component: Golgi apparatus.